Prorocentrum cordatum is the source of this 936-nucleotide messenger RNA. Lineage: Eukaryota; Dinophyceae; Prorocentrales; Prorocentraceae. The record is from the annotation of a GenBank genome assembly.
GUCGUGAAGCAGCGGAUGCAGGUCGCCCGGUCGGGGGAGGUGGCCUCGAUGGUCAUAGACGCCAUCUGCAGGGAGGGCCCCAGCGGCUUCUUCGCCGGCCUGGGCGCCACUCUCGUGCGAGACGUGCCCUUCGCUCUGAUACAGAUGCCGCUGUUCGAGGAGCUGAAGCAGAGGCACCCGUGGGGCCGCACGGCGCGCGCUUCAGGCGACACCAAGCUGCAGGGCCUCGUGGGCAUGACCUCCGGCGGCGUCGCCGGCGCAGUCGCGGGCUUCCUGACCACGCCGCUGGAGCGACAGGCUGCCUGGAGUGGGGGCGGCGUGGGCCCUGUGCAUGUGCCUGCCGACGACGCCUCGUGGCACGUGGGCAGCGGGGCCGAGGGGCCUGGCUCGAGCGCGUCGCAAGGCGAGGACUCCAGCGGCACGGCAGCUGCUACCAGCGGCGCGGUGGCAGGCGGCCCUGAGGCGGAGGCUGACAUCAAUGACCUCCCGCAGUGGGCAGAGGUAGGGCUGCGCACGCCCGAGGCGGCGUUGGGCAUCCCAGUGGCAGCGGCCUGCGUGCUGGCGGCGGCCGCUGCAGCUACGACGCCGCCAGGCCCCAGCGGUGCCUCCGACGGGGCGGGGCCCUCCCCUGCGGCCGCGCGGCGGUCGCGUGGCCCCCAGCGGCGGCAGGCUGGCAGGACGCCGCAGAGCGAGAUCGCCGUGCCCAGCAUCGACCUCGGCCACAGCAUGCGGGAGGCGGGGCAGUACGCCUUCUGCUGCAGAUGCGGGGCCUUCGCCAAGCUGCAGGGGGCCGACCGCGCCAAGGGCCUGAAGCAGAGCUGCGGCGGCCGCAUCCCGCAGGGCGCGCUGGCCACGGCGGGGCAGAAGAAGAAGCGCUUGUACCCGAGCCGCCUGCUCGGCAGGUGCGACCCCUACACGGGGAAACCGCUCGGCUAA